This is a messenger RNA of Dermacentor silvarum, 637 nucleotides long. RefSeq lists its product as uncharacterized. The transcript is spliced from 5 exons. NCBI's taxonomy places the organism in Eukaryota, Metazoa, Arthropoda, Arachnida, Ixodida, Ixodidae. Gene Ontology annotation, biological process: maturation of SSU-rRNA from tricistronic rRNA transcript (SSU-rRNA, 5.8S rRNA, LSU-rRNA). The coding region runs from base 136 to 561 and encodes 141 amino acids. The record is from RefSeq and is a predicted model, not a curated record. Gene Ontology annotation, cellular component: nucleolus; preribosome, small subunit precursor; 90S preribosome.
GCCUAGCCUAGCCAGGAUCCUGGCACGAGAGGCGCGGACGCACGCGCGCGAGCGGCAGCCGGCUGGUGUAGUGUAUCGACGUUGUGGUUGGGGUUAUUUUAAACGCGCCUCUUUAUUUGCACCUUCUGGAUAAACAUGGGGAAGGUCAGGCUGAAGCCCACCAAGGCUAACCUAGGUGACAAGAGGCCUGUUGACGUGAAGAAAGGAGAUUCCGAACCCCUGGUUGCUGGUGGCCAGCCAAAAGUGCAGGGUGGUGCAACUGGCAAACAGCUGGUGCAUCGAUUAAGCCUAGCCUUCUCUACUGCCGAGCCAGAGAUGGCAAAGACAAAGAAAGAGAAAAGGAAGAUGCGUCAUGAGGCCUUCCUCAAAAAGCUUGAGGCUGGCAAGAUCAUUAAAAGCAAGCGCCGUAAGAAGAAACCAUGUGUGCCCAAGGCUCUGGACCUAAAGAAUCUCGUGGAUGCCCUGCCCACCGUGGUGGAGAGGACAGCUGCUAAGCCAGGAAAGACGCGACGAAAGCCUCGGGCAUCCAAAAGCUUCCAAGCAAGCAAGAAGUUACUGUGAGUCCUGUAGAGAUCUAUUACUUAAACUCUGGAAUGUUGUGCACAUUUGCAAUCAAAGCCAAAAGCUAGCUUUCUCU